GCCAACAAGGUUAUACAUAUCAGAUUCUUCACAACACUCCAUUAGAAAUGGAGCCUCUUGACUUUGAACCACAUCCACCUGACUCUCACUUAACCUUCACCUCGCCUUACAAGCAACCGUGAUGCCCAGCGACGCUCAUGUAUUCAAGAUAAUCCCCACCAUCCAGCAGUACGACUGGGGCAAGCGGGGUAAUGAUGCCAAAGUCGCCCAGCUCGCCGCAGCGUCCAAGAUUCCUGGAUUCGAGGUAGAGAAGGAUAAACCUUAUGCAGAGUUGUGGAUGGGAACCCAUCCUUCCUCCCCUUCGAAGGUCAAAGAGACCGGGGAAGUCCUAUCUGACUACCUCGCCCGGAACCAACACCUCGUAGGCUUGCCUAUCACCUCCAAGUUCGAGGAUGCGGGUCGAGGGAACCUGCCCUUCUUGUUCAAGAUCUUGUCGAUCGCGAAGGCUCUGAGCAUCCAGUCUCAUCCCGACAAAGAAACAGCGAAGAAACUUCAUGAACAGUCCCCUCAGAUCUACAAAGAUCCAAACCAUAAACCCGAAAUGACGCUGGCGUUGACCGACUUCGAGGCCAUGUGUGGAUUCAGACCACUCCCCGACAUCGCUCGCAACCUCAAGGAGACCCCCGAACUCGCCGCCCUCAUCCCACCAUCCACCCUCGAAUCUUUCUACGCCGUCUCCUCAAAGCCCCACUCCGACGAAAGCAAAGCGAUCCUCAAGGACCUCUUCUCCUCCUUGAUGACCACACCCGCCGAGAAGUUCGUACCGGCCAUCCAAACUAUCGUCUCCCGCUACAACAGUUCGCCCGAUUCGUCGCCUACACCCGCCACACUUCGCUCCCUCGUCCUCCGACUGAGCCAGCAGUUCCCAGACGACAUCGGCAUUCUCUGCCCGUACAUCCUCAACCAUCUUUACCUCAAACCCGGACAAGCGAUCUUCUUGGGAGCAGGAGAGCCGCAUGCGUACGUCUAUGGGGAGGCGCUCGAGUGCAUGGCCAACUCGGACAACGUUAUUCGUGCUGGUCUUACCCCCAAGCUCAGAGACGUACCCAAUCUCGUUGCGGGCCUCACGUAUGAAUGUGGCGAGGUCAGCAGGCAUGAGAUCCAACCGGCGACUUUCGAGAAGGACAAGGCGAGCGUGUUGUACGAUCCUCCUAUCGAAGAAUUCUCAGUGGUCAAGGUGGAGUUGAAGAAGGGCGAUGAAGAGAAACAGAGGGCUGUGGAUGGACCAAGUAUCGCGAUUGUCACGAGCGGAGGAGGGAAGUUUGAGUGGAGCGAGGACAAGGGUGAUCAGAAAUCUUUGGAGGUGUCCCAUGGCGAUGUCGUUUUCAUCGGUGCGGCAACACCUGUGGCUUUCUCUGCGACUGGCGAAGACGGACUUACCCUCUAUCGAGCAUUGGUGGAGGCUUGAACAUGAAGGGAAGUGGUAUGAAGAUAACCAAAUGUAAUAGUACAUUGUUAGAAAUACACCCAGGAAUCAGUCGCUUUUGGAGUUAU
This is a messenger RNA of Coprinopsis cinerea okayama7#130, 1494 nucleotides long. Its product is annotated as mannose-6-phosphate isomerase. The record is from RefSeq and is a predicted model, not a curated record. The transcript has 3 exons. The coding region runs from base 122 to 1408 and encodes 428 amino acids. Gene Ontology annotation, molecular function: mannose-6-phosphate isomerase activity; zinc ion binding. Gene Ontology annotation, biological process: carbohydrate metabolic process; GDP-mannose biosynthetic process. Gene Ontology annotation, cellular component: cytosol. NCBI's taxonomy places the organism in Eukaryota, Fungi, Basidiomycota, Agaricomycetes, Agaricales, Psathyrellaceae.